AGCUUAUAUCACCGGCACUUGCAUUAAACUUGCCUAGAGCUGCAGUGGAUGUGAGUAGCCUAGACUUUUGCCAUAGACCUGUCUACUGAAGCGAUUGUGUCAAUACAGUCUUGCUGAAGGAAAACUGUUGAGUAUAUGCUGUUUUGGCAGGUUCUUGCAUAUUUUGACUUCAGUGACCAUGAGGACCACAGAGAAAUGUUUGUUAGCCCACUUCUACAUAUCAGUCCUAUUUGUUGUAGGAUUUUGCCAAGGAAAGGACUUCUUCAGUGACAAUGCCCUCCAACUCCCAGAAUCCUAUAAGAUUGCCUGGAUGGAGGCCAUUGAUGAUCACAAGUUCAUCUCUGACAUCACCAUCCCUGGUACCCAUGAUACCAUGGCUCGUCAUGGAGGCCCAGAGGCGGAGUGUCAGGCCUGGGAUCUGGAGGAUCAGCUGAAUGCUGGCAUACGUUACCUAGACCUCCAUUUAUUUGCCUUAAAAGGACAUCUGUAUGUGAUGCAUGGGAUUGUCUACGAACACAAGUCAUUCAAUGAGGUCCUUAAGACUAUCAAAGAUUUCCUGCUUGAAUUCAAAAGCGAGACUGUACUCAUUAGUGUAAAAUCUGCUUUGUUCGGUAAAGCUACUGUGUUGGAGCUGGUUGGGAAAAUUAUUAAUGAUGAUAAAGAUGUAUGGGUGAAGCCUGACAUGCCAACUAUGGGUAAGGCCAGAGGAAAGGUGAUCUUUGUUCAGGCACCCAGCUUUAAGCUUGGUGUUCCUCUGUUAGAAACAGACAACCAAGGUGACUAUAAAGUCCAUCAUAUUGCAGCUAAGGAGAAAAAAAUUGCUACACAUUUGUCAGAAGCUUCAGGCCAGUGUGGUAAAGAUGCAGUUGUUUUGAGCUCCUCCAGUGGCACUGGCUUUGGCACUCUAAUUGGCAUGUUUUUAACGCCUAAGAAAGUUGCAAAAGAGAUUAACCCCUGGCUUGAUAAACAUCUUAGGCAGUUGUCUGACAACCACAAAUGUUUUGGGGUGAUUGCCAUGGACUUUCCGGGUUUUGACCUCAUUCAAACUAUAAUUAAGCUUAAUCUUCACUUUCCUAUUCCCUCAAAAUUAAAAUUUUAAAGAACAA
Molecule: messenger RNA, 1106 nt
Organism: Esox lucius (northern pike)
Lineage: Eukaryota; Metazoa; Chordata; Actinopteri; Esociformes; Esocidae
Product: 1-phosphatidylinositol phosphodiesterase-like
Exons: 2
Coding region: 179-1099 (306 amino acids)
Biological process (GO): lipid metabolic process
Molecular function (GO): phosphoric diester hydrolase activity
Source: RefSeq, a predicted model, not a curated record